Messenger RNA from Aureococcus anophagefferens, 582 nucleotides. RefSeq lists its product as hypothetical. The coding region runs from base 1 to 582 and encodes 193 amino acids. The transcript is spliced from 4 exons. The record is from RefSeq and is a predicted model, not a curated record. NCBI's taxonomy places the organism in Eukaryota, Pelagophyceae, Pelagomonadales, Pelagomonadaceae.
AUGGAGGCAUCCACUAUGAUGCUCCGAACGCGCAUUCAAGCCAGCUGUAUUGCGUGCCUCCCAUGCAGAAAUCGUGAAAAUCAGGGCACCAUACUAUCCGGCGAGCCAGUAGCCCCGCUCGAGUGCGAUUAUCAGCACUGGUGUGGCACGCCGCGGUACGUGCAACUGCUAGGCUACAGAGCUGACACGGAAGCACAGAAGGCCAAGGAGAAACUCAGGAAGACACAAGAGACACGCGAAAAAAUAGCAGCAAAGAAACGUAAAACUCCUCCGAGCAAAAUAGAACUAGCUUCAAAAUCUCAACUCCGUCCGGGGGAGGACACGUUAUAUGGUAGUGCUUGUUCCCGCGAAUUAAGACACCGUCGCCCGGCUGCUUUAAAGGCAGCCACACCUACAAAAGUUCCAUCACAACACACAACCAUGAAAAACGUACUUUGGGACAUGUUUGAGACAAAGGUAACGUCCGGAUGUGAACUCCACUUUUUUCCUGAGCGUACUCUUCCGCAUCUUCACUUUCAUCAUCGAGAUGCUCCUCAAAACAUGCGUGUUCUGAAGACUGCCGGAGCACGUGCAAGUCCAUGA